AGCAGCUCCCGCGAUGCGAGUUUGGGCUGAGUGCUUACCGUAGUUACCGGGACGCGCAUGCGCCGGCGGGAGCCGUGCUUCUGAAAGUGAAGGCGUAAGGACGGCCUUGAGUCCGUAGGGGUCAGGGAAGGCACUUCCUCCUGCUUGGUGUCGGGCGAGAAAGCUUCAAUAUGUCUUCUAAUUUGUUGCCCAAACCACGAAUGAGAGAUCUCCUGGGAAGACUUGCAAGAAGGAAUUUUCUGAUAGGAGUUACUUUAAUAACAGGAAGCUUUUUUUCCCUGGAGUAUUUUUUCAUUCAAGCAAAGCAAAAUCAAUACAGAGAUUUCUACAAAACAUUUGACUUCAAGAAAGACUUUGAGGACAAGAAAAAAGCAGGAGUGUUUCAAAGUGUGCAGCCCUAAUGACAUCUAAUAAUCAUAAAACUUCCUUUUGGAGACAAAAUAAUCGAAUAUUGUGAUCAAUAACGAUCACCUUCAGUGCUGGUCCUGCUACAUUGUGCUAAUUAAAUGAAAACUGUCUCAAGA
Crotalus tigris (Tiger rattlesnake) is the source of this 524-nucleotide messenger RNA. Its product is annotated as cytochrome c oxidase subunit 6C. The transcript is spliced from 4 exons. The record is from RefSeq and is a predicted model, not a curated record. The coding region runs from base 171 to 401 and encodes 76 amino acids. NCBI's taxonomy places the organism in Eukaryota, Metazoa, Chordata, Lepidosauria, Squamata, Viperidae.